Messenger RNA from Cornus florida, 956 nucleotides. RefSeq names its product protein disulfide-isomerase 5-1. Gene Ontology annotation, biological process: protein folding. Lineage: Eukaryota; Viridiplantae; Streptophyta; Magnoliopsida; Cornales; Cornaceae. The transcript has 5 exons. The record is from RefSeq and is a predicted model, not a curated record. Gene Ontology annotation, cellular component: endoplasmic reticulum. The coding region runs from base 81 to 539 and encodes 152 amino acids. Gene Ontology annotation, molecular function: protein disulfide isomerase activity.
UCUUAUUUCGGUCGCUUAUAUAUUCGUAGCUGUAUUAUUACUCUCCGACUAAAUCGAUCAAUUUCAUAGUAUAUCUAUCGAUGAGAGAGAAAAUGAUGAGACCAAAUCGUCGUCAUUUAAUCCUCAUAUCGAUUCUUCUUCUGUUGAGUUCGAUAUUGACUAUCAAAGCUGAAGUAAUAACCCUAACACCUGAUACUUUCAACGACAAGGUGAACGAGAAAGAUACUGCAUGGUUUGUGAAAUUUUGUGUUCCAUGGUGCAAGCAUUGCAAGAACCUGGGGUCAUUGUGGGAAGACCUAGGGAUGGCAAUGGAAGGGGAGGAUGAGAUAGAGAUUGGACAGGUUGAUUGUGCUACAAGUAAACCAGUUUGUUCCAAAGUUGAUAUUCAUUCAUAUCCUACAUUCAAGCUCUUUUAUAAUGGAGAAGAAGUUACUAAAUAUCAAGGGCCCAGGGACGUAGAGUCUCUCAAAACAUUUGUUUUGGAAGAAGCAGAGAAGGCAGCAGAAAAAGCACAGCUGGACAGUGAAAAAGAUUUGUGACUGCCUGUCAGUUUUGAUACUUGUAGAGUUGCAGAAGGAUCAUCAGCCAUUAACAAAAGCAGGAAGAUGAAGCAGAAAUGGCCAUUUUCUGUCAAUCAUUGAUUAGGAAGCCAGAGCAGAUUUUUUGAGGAUGUUCCUUGUGAUUGGUUCGAUUGAACAUUCAAAUGCUACUUAAAACAGAAUUCAGCUAGUGGGGGAGAAAUUGUAAUGUAAUAUUUUUUUUUUUUUUUUUGUUAGUUGAGAAUUUGUGUAUCAAAAUAUAGUAUUCAGCAAGAGCAUUAUUCAACCUUUCAUUGAACAAUGAGGAAACAUGUUUUAACAUUCUGCACUAAGCUAUACUUACAAAAAAAAUUCAGGAAUAUUAUUAGUGCUUACCAAUAUCAUUUAUGGUAGGAUUGGGAUCUUUUGAGUUUUUGA